Molecule: messenger RNA, 1501 nt
Organism: Neltuma alba
Lineage: Eukaryota; Viridiplantae; Streptophyta; Magnoliopsida; Fabales; Fabaceae
Product: oxysterol-binding protein-related protein 4C-like
Exons: 7
Coding region: 166-1308 (380 amino acids)
Cellular component (GO): membrane; cytosol
Molecular function (GO): sterol binding
Source: RefSeq, a predicted model, not a curated record
CACAAAGCCCACAGACAAAUCAUAUUCAUAUUAUUCACAAGCGCCAUCCCCUUUCGAUUCAGAAAUCGAAGCUCUAAGCAAAGCACUCUUUCUCGUCUUCGUAAUCGUCAUCGGAAUCGGCUCUCAAUCUGCAGCGAUUCCUGCCUUUCUUCUCCAUCUUCUCAAAUGGUAAGCAACAGCAAGGAGGAAAUAAAAGUGAUCCUGACGAAGCCAUUCUCAUUAGGAGACACGGAUGCGGCUUAUAGAGGCCCUAGUCUCUUGCAACGGAUAUUAAGCCUGUUUAAGAAUAUGCGGCCUGGAUCUGAUCUCACUCACUUCCAACUGCCGCCUCUGUUUAAUUUUCCAAAGUCACAACUUCAGUGCUAUGGCGAGUCUGUAUACUGCACAGCUUCAGACUUGCUAGGCCAAUGCAACAGAGAGCAGAAUCCAGUGGAUAGGUUCACAUCUGUGGUUGCAUGGUGCAUCUCUACCACUCGCCCUACAACUUUACUUGCUCCUUAUAACCCCAUUCUUGGGGAGACCCACCACGCUUCUCGGGCAAAUCUCAAUGUCCUGCUAGAACAGGUUUCACACCAUCCUCCCGUUUCUGCCCUACAUGCAACGGAUGAGAAGGAGAACAUAGAGAUGACAUGGUGCCAACAACCUAGUCCAAAGUUUUAUGGCACUACAGUGGAGGCUCAAGUCCUUGGUAAACGGCAGCUGAAGCUCCUUAAUCAUAGAGAAACAUAUGAAAUGAAUUGUCCUCACCUUCUAAUCAGAAUUCUUCCGGUCCCUGACGUUGAUUGGGUUGGAAAUGUUAAUAUUCGGUGUCUGGAGACUGGCCUGGUGGCAGAGUUAACCUACAAAAGCAAUUCUUUUCUAGGACUUGGGGGAGGCCGUAGAUUGAUCAAAGGGAAGAUCCUCAAUUCAUCGUCGUCAAAAGUUCUCUAUGAAGUGGAUGGUCAUUGGGAUAGAACUGUGACAAUAACGGACACAAGUAAUAGGAAGGUUAAAGUGAUAUAUGAUGCAAAUGAAGUCAUUUCAGGGCUCCAAGCUCCAAUUGUCCGCGAUCCAAAGAGUGUGAAGCCAACAGAGUCAGCCCUGGUUUGGAGUGAGCUUAGCGAAGCCAUAAUGAACAAAGAAUGGGAUAAAGCAAGAGAAGCAAAGAAAUCUGUGGAGGAAAACCAGAGGAAACUGGCGAGAGAAAGAGAGGCAAGAGGAGAAAAUUGGAUUCCUAAACAUUUUGUUGUGUUUCAUAGCAAGGAAGGUGGCUGGGAAUGCUCACCAAUUGAGAAGUGGGUCCCAUCUGCCCCCAUCGUUGCCCUGUAAUUAUUAUACUUCUGUAUCUUCAAUGAGAAAGGGUCCUCUUAAUUUCGUCUCAUCAAUUUCCUCACAGUGAUUAGAGAGAAGAAAAGAGAUUAAUUCUGAUUCUCCAAAAUUGGAGAUUUGUGAAGCUGCUGAAGCCGAAUAUAAGGCAUUGAAUGUACAGCACCAGUAUUUACUUGAUUUCCCCAGCUUCCCA